CAUUUCCCUUGUUUCUUUCCCCCUUCUCUAAAACCAGAUAAAUGUGGCCGUUGCUAUAUUCGGUCUGGGACUCCCUGUUGCACAAAUCAAACACUCCCCACAUGCCUUCAUUUUUGUAGGCUUGGUUAAGUUGUUAGCACAAUAAGACAAUGAAGGCGAUAUAAAAAAUGAAAUCAAAUGUGGAAAGCCUAGUAUCUUAUGCAAUUGAAAAAGAAAGACACUGAAGGUCUGAUAUCAAUUAUUGCAGUCUCCUGUUUUAAUAUUGACAACAAGAAAAUCCAUUGUUCCAUACAAGCCAAUUUGAUAGAAAUUUUGCAUUAAAAAAAAGGCAUUACUACAUCCUGUGCUAUAUAUACAUAAUCCAAAGAUUGGUAAAUGCAUUCAUUGUCACUAAAAAUUUCAUCAUGGACCUCCAGUUCUCUUCCUUCCAUGUCAUACUAAUUACCUUUUCUCUCUUUGUGAUUAUGGUACUCAAAAUAGCAAGAAGAGGCAAAACCAAAAGCUCCAGUUCAAAUCUACCACCAGGACCACGCAAGCUACCCUUUAUAGGGAACAUCCACCAGCUUGCUGGAUCUCUACCCCAUCACAGUCUGCGAAACUUGGCCAAGAAAUAUGGACCCUUUAUGCACCUAAGGCUUGGAGAAGUUUCCACCGUAGUUGUUUCAUCAGCAGAGUUUGCCAGAGAGGUGAUGAAAACUCACGACGCUACUUUUGCAUCAAGGCCCCAUCUCCUUGCUGCAACCAUCGUGUCUUACAACGCCACAAACAUUGUGUUUGCAAAAUAUGGUGACUACUGGAGACAACUGCGAAAAAUUUGCACACUAGAGCUCUUAAGCACAAAGCGUGUUCAAUCUUAUCGACCUAUUAGAGAGGAAGAGAUGCUGAAUCUCAUCAAAUGGAUUGCUUCGAAAGCCAGGUCACCUAUCAAUCUUACAGAGAAAAUUCACUCAUCUACAUAUAUGAUCACUUCACGAGCAGCCUUUGGUAAAAAGAGCAAAUAUCAUGAAAAUUUUAUAGAUGUUGUGAAGGAAGGUAUACAAUUGGGAGGAGGCUUUGAUCUUGCAGAUGUCUUUCCUUCUUUCAGUUUGCUUCAUAUGAUAACUGGGAUGAGGCCUAAACUUGAAAGGUUGCACAAAAAAACUGACAAGAUACUGGAAAACAUCAUCAAAGAACACAAAGAUAAGGCAACAUCAAAAGGUUCUGAGAGGGAAGCACAGGAAGACCUGGUAGAUGUACUCUUAAAAUUUCACGAGGGUAAUGAUGGCCCUGAGUUUAACCUAACUACUGACAACAUCAAAGCAGUAAUCUUGGACAUUUUCGGAGCUGGAAGUGAGACAUCAGCAACAGCUGUAGACUGGGCAAUGUCAGAAAUGGUUAAAAAUCCACAAAUAAUGAAAAGGGCACAGGAUGAGGUGAGGGAAGUGUUCAAUAGAAAAGGGCAGGUAAGUGAAACAAGCAUCAAAGAGAUGAAAUAUUUAAACUCAAUUAUUAAGGAGACACUCAGAUUGCACCCAUCUGCCCCUCUGUUAAUUCCAAGAGAAUGCGGAGAGAGGUGUGAGAUUGGUGGAUAUGAAAUACCUGUCAAAACAAAGGUAAUUGUCAAUGGAUGGGCAAUUGGUAGAGAUCCAAAGUACUGGACUGAACCUGAGAGCUUUCAUCCAGAGAGAUUCCUUGAUAGCUCAAUUGAUUUCAGGGGAACAAACUUUGAGUAUAUCCCAUUUGGUGCUGGAAGAAGAAUAUGUCCCGGCAUAACAUAUGGUCUGGCCAAUGUGGAGCUCCCACUUGCAAUGUUAUUAUACCAUUUUGAUUGGAAACUCCCAAAUGGAAUGAAACAUGAAGACCUGGACAUGACUGAGGCCUUUGGCAUUACAGUCCGUAGAAAAGAAGAUCUGCGCCUUAUACCCAUCCCAUAUCAUCCUCCACCAACUGAACAAACCCAAGUGUAAAAUAGUCAACUGUUUUUAUUCUUGCAAAGAAAUCACUGUCUGUUUUUGUUAUCCAUGUAAUCAAAAACUACAAUAUCUAGUGACAGCAGCAAUCAAAGACUUUGAUGAUUCUAUUGAGUUGAGAAUAAUAUAAAUAGAUUUACCGAGGUAAUGAAAAUAUUUGAACUAACAAAAUAGAAAAAAUGCCUAACGAGAUCAGAAUAAUCUCUAUUAUUUUUGGUUUCUUGUAGAGCCUGUGCCUUUGGAUUUGGUAGAACUGGUCAUCUUAACCAGUAAGAAACAAAACCAGUCAACACCAUACCAGAGGAUAUAGGACGACUCUGUAUGUCCUUACUCGUGUGUGAUGUAUAAAGCUAGGGGUCAGUCAGCUGACUAUAUGAUUUCAUUCGUCCUUCACUCCACAAAACUGUAUGAAAUUGUUCUUUGCAUUGAUGUGGAAUGAAUUAAUCCAAUAAAUAGUUACUCCUUGUUGACAUGGGAAUAGGGGAAAUCCAGAGGGUUCUACUCUCUAGUAUAUAUGAUGUAGUGCUCGCCUCGGUCAAAUUUCUGCCCUUUUGCAUUGAUGUGGAAUGAAUUAAUCCAAUAAAUAGUUACUCCUUGUUGACAUAAGAAUAGGGAAAAACCAGAGGGUUCUACUCUUUGGUAUGGUCUAGUGCUCGCCUUGGUCAAAUUUCUGCCCUUUUUGCAAGCACACAGAAGAUACACACCCAGGGGAAAUAUGAAAUUUUAUGUAAUCUCAUUGGAAGAUACGGUUUUAGGCUCUAAGCCAAGAAUUCUGUAAACGUAAAUUUGAGCAAAUCAGAAUUUAAUAAACAAAUUUAUAUCCAAGCUUUCAAUUUAGUACCAAAAAUAAUAAGGUACUAAACUGUUUAAAUUGAAAGCUUGGAUUAAGUUUGCAUACGACUAUAACUACAGGUACUAAAGUAAGAGUGGCAGAUCAUUGGUGAUUAGUAGUUUUAACAGAGAAUGCGUGAGUUGUGGCAUGUUAUUUUUUUAUUUUUUUGGUAAGCAAAAUGGUGGCCAAGUGAGCUACCACUCUGGGGCCGAGAGCAACUUAGGUAUGACCCCUCCUCAAGGGAUGUUUUUCACAAGUUGGGGUUCGAACCAGAGACCUCCUAUUACCAGAAGAAGUUCUGCAGCAUCCGGCCUACUUGCAGCCUAGCAUGCUUCCACUAGACCAACCUCAUUGGGUAUUGUGGCAUGUCAGUUAUUUCCAAUACGUGUUGGUUUAACGGAUACCGUGAAGGUCACGGGUUCAAAUCUCUAUGACAUCAUGAAAUUAGUGGGGUGGGGAUUAUAUGUUGUCAUUUCUACACAAAGACUAACCAUUCUUAAAAGGAUAUAUUUAGAUCUUACAUCUGAUUGAAUCGUGGGAGACUAAUGAAUAUCGGAAGAACCAUAUGAAAUCACUGCAACAACUUGAAAGAAAGAGUGAAAAGCA
Rosa rugosa (rugosa rose) is the source of this 3387-nucleotide messenger RNA. RefSeq names its product cytochrome P450 71D11-like. Gene Ontology annotation, molecular function: oxidoreductase activity, acting on paired donors, with incorporation or reduction of molecular oxygen; iron ion binding; heme binding. The record is from RefSeq and is a predicted model, not a curated record. The transcript has 2 exons. NCBI's taxonomy places the organism in Eukaryota, Viridiplantae, Streptophyta, Magnoliopsida, Rosales, Rosaceae. The coding region runs from base 405 to 1946 and encodes 513 amino acids.